UUCUUCCUCUCUCUCUCUCUCAUUCCUCUGUGCUCAAUCCGUGCAUCCCCUCCUCCUCCUCCUCCUCCACCACCACCUCACACCUUUUGGUCAGAAGAGGAAGAGGAAGCCCAGCCCAGGGAGAGAUGCUGAAAGGAUGAAACUCUGACACGCCGACAGACCACAGGGAAACAAGAGCACAACUAUAAUUGCUAGAAGGAAGCACCCAGGAAGGUCAGCCAAGAACCUCGCUGUAGGUGCCAAAGUGAAAUCUACAGGACUACAAUUACUUGGACAGACUGAGGCAGCAGAGCAAAGUGAAUGACAGUAAGCGACUGGUAUAACGAGUGGACGUCUGUUGUGCAACAACAAGUGAUUUCUCCUCUUACCGACACCUCCGAGCUCCGCCCUCUUUGACAGGUUGUAUCUGACGGAGGGACCGGUGCCGCGCUCCCAUCCCCGCGCUCCUUCAGCAACAACACUGAUUCAUCAGCACCUGUGCCAACAGCAGCGAGUCGAGUGACCCAGCUCCAGGCCGACCGGCUUCACCUGUACAUGGAGACCCCCAGCUGGGCAGGAAACACGUUGUGUAAGUCAGGAAGCAUUGCUGUCUUCGGGAACGUGGUGUACAGCGGACUGCUGAACGAUCACCUCUGGCAUUUGGGAGUGCCCCUCUUUACAAGACUGGGUAACCAAGAGGCCACCAACCCCCCAGAAGCGAUGGCCCAGCCGUACACCCCAGCCCAGUACCCGCCUCCCCCACAGAAUGGCAUUCCCGCAGAGUUUGCGGCACCUCACCCGCUCCCGACGCAGGACUACACCGGGCAGAGCCGGGUGCCCGAGCACGCCAUGACCCUCUACACGCCCACACAGACGCACAGCGAGCCGGCCGGCACUGACAACAGCACGCCCGCCACCACGACCGCACCGGUCAGUGUCCUUCACCACCUGCAAACACUGUUCUCAACACGCUGUCAGCAAACAGAUGAUGUGACGCAAACAGAGGGCUCUCAGCAGCUCCAGCUCCAGCACUCAGACUCUUCAGAGAAGCAGCAGCCCAAAAGGUUACAUGUCUCCAACAUUCCCUUCCGCUUCCGGGACCCUGACCUAAGGCAAAUGUUUGGGCAAUUUGGAAAGAUUUUAGAUGUGGAGAUUAUCUUUAAUGAGCGAGGAUCCAAGGGCUUUGGGUUUGUAACUUUUGAAACAAGCACAGAUGCCGAUCGUGCACGGGAGAAACUAAACGGUACAAUCGUAGAGGGACGCAAAAUAGAGGUGAACAACGCGACAGCACGAGUGAUGACAAACAAAAAAGUGGCCAACCCGUACACGAACGGCUGGAAGCUGAAUCCAGUGGUCGGAGCUGUCUACGGUCCUGAACUGUAUGCCGUAACAGGAUUUCCCUACCCUGCCACAGGAGCUACGGUGGCCUAUCGGGGUGCCCACUUGCGGGGACGGGGACGGGCUGUGUACAACACAUUCCGCACAGCUCCACCUCCACCACCAAUCCCAGCUUACGGAGCGGUGGUGUACCAAGAUGGCUUCUACGGCGCAGAGAUCUAUGGUGGCUAUGCAGCAUACAGAUUUGCCCAACCCACCACCACCGCUGCUUACAGUGACAGCUAUGGCAGAGUCUAUGCAACAGCAGACCCUUAUCACCACACGAUUGGCCCUGCAGCCACAUACAGUGUGGGGACCAUGUAAAUACAAAAUGAAGAGCUGUACUCAGUAUUGAUGGACAUCACAGAUGAAAACAACGAAGAGAGGAGAACUAGCUUUAAGAAAAUAACAAAAGAAGAAGAAGACAAGGAGGAGUCCCUCUACUGAGGCUGGCGAGGAAAGACGGGAGGCGUACAAAGUGGCGCCGCGGCAGUGGUGUCAAACCAGCCACAAACUUGACAGACGGAGUGAGCCAGUUUCCACCAGGGACCACCUUUUUGCCGGGUAGAAAAAGACAGAGAGAGAAUGAAAAGUGUCCCGUUAUUAUAAAACAUUUUAUUUUUCUAUACUUUUGUGAUUUACAAUGGUAAAAAAAAAAAAGUGUGUAUAAAGCAGUAUAUAUGUACAAAUCUGUUUUUAUGUUUUUUGGUAAGGGAGAUGAACAGUUGGCCCUUGAUGCUGAUUCUGUGGUAUGCAGGAAGGAGGAGGGAGGAGCCCCGCCCCCCCUCCUCUCUCUGUGGCACACUGCUCUGUCGCCGAGGUCGUGUUUGAAGAAAAAAAAAAAAAGUUACAAAACAAAAACAAAACAGAAAAGGUGGCAGGGAGAGCUCGGCAUCCAGGCAGAAGCACUUUCUAUGCUGUACUUCCUGUGGGUGGAGUCAAAGGUCAACCUCCUGGUCUCACUGCUCCGCCUUCUUCCUUCCAACCUCCCCAAAACUCCUUCCUUCCUUCCUUCCUUCCUUCUCGGGCCGGUGAUGACGCUCUUUCCUCCUUGUUGCGGUGUCACUGGCCUGCAGCGCCUAGCGUUAGCAGCGUCCCCCGUGGAUACUGUUGUGAUGUCACUUCCUCCCGGCAGCACCAUUGGGCAUCCCCGCCCUCCCCAAUGGGCAGCAUCACUGGUUUACAGCGUUGGGGAGUGGGGGGGGUGAGCCACGGCGGGACGGUGAGACGGUGUAAAGCCGAGCCUCCCCGUCUGCCCCUCUCCACGCCCCAGCAGAGGUCACUGACUAAGGACUAGUUAGAGAACACGGCGCGGAAGUCGCCGACUUUACUCACCUGCCAGACUCCGAGCCCAAGCCUUUGCGUCACUCCGCACCGACGGACGAACUGUCAGACCAACGCGACGACAAGGUGCGUACGACUACCAAGGAUGCACGUUUCCACCUGACGAGAAUAACUCAUCGACGUCCAUGUAACAAAUUGAAUUAUAAUCGAAUAAUCCCAUCGUACUACAUCAGCAGGUGCAUAACCAAAACACAAGCCUGAGGCAUAUAGACUUAUGUCGCUAGAUAAAACAUAUAGAAAUACAGUAGUGCCCAUCCAACGGUAAUCGAGGAACUAGGGCUGAAAUAUGUCAACUUUUCUUUGUCCGUGUAUUCUGAGAAUAUUUAUUUGUGUGUUUUUUGUAUUUUUUUGCAGCACUGAAAGUUUUAAACAGGAAAAAAAAAAAGUUUUAAUUUGGUGGAAGCGAAACCUUAAUUCUUUAUAUCAGGAAAAAUCACUGUAAACGUGUUAAAUCAAGAAUGUUGGUUCAGUUUUUGAAUGUACUUUAAUGUCUAGGGUGUCCAAUAAGUAUGUAUUCUUUUUCUGUAUAUAAAUAUAUAUACAUAUCUAUUAUAUGGGCUGUGGUGAUGUCAGGGAAUAGAGGGGGUGGGCAGGAAAGCCUCUGGCCCCCAACAUAGAUAUCAGACCCCUCCCACUAAAUAUGUCCCUGAUAUUUACUGUAACAUGUGAUCAUGUGUUAUAUGAUUGAAAGUGUGACGGUGAUAGUGUGAACUGAUCUCCCCCGACAUCGCCCCCGAAUCCCACGUUUACCACACAAGCUAAUGUAUACUGUGCACAAACACACACAGGUUAACAACACAGGCAGGAUCACACACACACACACACACACACUCCCCAAACUGCUUUUUCCCUCUUUUUUUGUGCCCCACUCUGAGCAAAACACCACAUCCCACUUUCAGACACUUCACAAAAAGAACCACAUCUGCGCGCUAAUUCCGGCCGCGCUCCAGCACUCGCUAAUUAGCGCGAGGUUUAGUGGGAUAAAAAGUUUAUGAAUAUUGAUUUUUCUUUUCUUACUUGAACCAAAGCAUGAUUCGAACACACAGUCUCAGCGCUCUUUGAUCAGGAGACAGCGGGACUCGGCGAUGACGGCGGAGCCCGGACGUGUAUUGACGUGACCCAGAUUUUAAUCGCUCAUCGCCGCCGAGGUAGAGCUCGCUCUCCCGCUAGCGUAACGAGCCUCGCCGAUGAAGCCCGGCUCGCGGCUUCCUGCGGCAGCUGCCUCGGUUUAUGAGCCGCUGUUCUGGCGCUGACCCUGGUGGGCGGGCGGUUUUAUUGCGUAUUGGAAACAACCUGCUGGCCCUGAGGAGAAACUUUAUCAGAGGCGAGCGGGUUCGGGUGAAGCACAACUUUGUUUGAGAGUUCAGGGUACACUACUUGGUAGUGGUUUUGUGUGAGUUGUUACAAGAGGGUAAGACUAGGUUAAGCUCCUGACUUCCUGUACAAAACUACAGUGUGUACUGUUAAUAUCCUGUACAGUAAAUCUCACCUCACACUUCUUGAUUAACUUCAUCUUAUUUCAGGUUAAAAAAAAAAAAGUACUUGUUCUAAAUCAGGGCUCCUACCCACGCGACCUCUGUUCAUCCGUAGACAGCUUCUCAUAUAUUACAGAGUAUCUAUAUCAUGCCAACUAACUGUCGUGAAGUCUAAUUGGGGUAAAGUCGGUCAUUCGUUCUCCCAUGCAGCGAUCACACGCAGGCUUAGCGUCUUCAUACCUGUAGGUUUGUUUCCGAGAGUCACGCGGUUCCUCUGGCCUACUUACGGGACGACAGCCCGGCGGUAGGUCAGAAGCAACGCAGGAGCAGGCUGGAGUUUUACUUCGAUGGCAACUUUGUGGAAAGCAGAGCUUCUCUGAAAGGAAAAAAGGGGGGGAAACCUAAAUGGUCACUACAUGAUCAGCAGCGAUAAAGAGCCACAGUUUGUCGUUUGUUUUUUAACGAACUUUAGGUUUUGGUCAGACGUUCGGAUUUUGUCCACUGAAAUAUCUAUGCAUUCUGCAACAAGAACACUUGAUGUCAUGUGUGAUAGGCACAUUCUGGGUAGACAGCACUUUUCUCUACUUCUUCUAGUCGACUCCUAGCUGAUAAAACCUAAACGGAUAACACUGGUAUUAUUAUGCAUUUUAAUUUUGUCAGCAAAUCUCAACACAAGACAAAAAAAAGUAACUUUGUUUCUGAUUUUUCUUGUUUUUCUCACUUCCACUUUGACUGUCUCUUGGUUUAUAGUGAAGACAAAUCUAUUAUGUGUGAUUCGCAUAUUUAAAAAACUCGCAUCGAUCGUAUCCUGGCUCGUUACGCCGUUUUGGCGCCUUUAGUCUUAAAAUCCUACUUUUUGUUCUGAUUGGCUCCCAGAGCUUCAGGCGAGGGGAGAUUCUCGAGACGACCGUGUAAGGAGAUCCGACGCUCACAGGGAUUACAACAACACACGUUCGCCUAAUUAAACGAAGGCUUCAGCAAUCUCUCACAUAUAUGAUAUAAAGCUAAAAUAAGUCCCCUUUAAAACCGAGGAAGCAGCUGGCCGCUAUACUUUUUGUAAGCAUUGCUCAAACUGAAGUGCAUUACUUAGGGACUGUUUCCAGCAGCUGAUUAAUCCACCUUUGGUGCUCUGGUGAGUAUUUGUGGCAGCAGAGGUGUGUGUGUGGGUUCAGGUCAGAGCAAACUAUAGCGUGUGUUUCCGUGGUAAUCAAGGACAACAGCGUGGCUCCCUGCUGGGAUUUUAACGGUUUCUGGCCAACAAUGAAGCUCUGCAGACACAUCUGACACACACUCACGAUACUACACUGCACCUCUGCUCAUUUUAUUGCAUUUGAUGUCAGAGGUCAAUAUAUACUAUUUCUACGGGGCGACGAUGCAGACGCGUGUAAUAUAUUAGGCUGCCACGGUUUCAGUUCUUAACUGCUAACUUGAAUUUUUACAGUACAGUGGGUCACAGUCAGUAUAACCGUCUCUCUAGUUUUUCCUCUGAACAAUAUUAGUCACAGUAGUCGUCGUAGUUUUAGUAAGAGUAGUUCGGGAUUUCGUGCAAUUCUCUUUAGAGUCCGCUGGAUUUUUGAGGCCGGCGCUCACACCAGUGUUUAGGCAGCGGGACGUUCUGAUGAGGAUUUAUAUGGGCCAGUAUUCUUUUAUAGAUAUGUAAGUACACAGUAUUUUAGAGCGAUAUAUCAAAUAACUAACGACGUGGUCACCGUUCAGUAUUCCAGCAAUGUAUUUCAGAAACACUUUAGCAACUUAGACUAGAGACACGCCUCGACUCCAUGAUGCUGCUCUGCUACAUGUGCUGCAAACGGCGUCGGCGCCCCUCCGCUGGGAAAACCGAGCGAUGACUCCAUUUAGAAAUUAACCCGACCCGCUUUUUUUUCUACCUUGUACUAAAAAAAAUAAAACAAAACAAAAAAAAAAGUUUUACAAAGAAUGAAAAGAGUUUUUACGUCACACUGGACAACUUACAUGACUAUGAUGAGCAAAUGUCACUAAACCAUCGCUAAAUCUAAUGACGUGUUCAGACCAAUUUUGAUACACACAGUCUAUGCAAAAGGUGCGAAUUCAAACCGAUUUGCACCGGGUGAGGCGAAAAUAGAGGCGAAUAAACAGCCGCGGGGUUUCAGCGAGAAAUUCACUUCGAGCUGUGCUGUUAAAGCCGAUCAGCUGCUUCCCCUGACUGAGCAUCCGGGAGAUACGAGGGGAGGAAAAGGAAGAGUUUGGUUUCUGGAACCGGGCGUCCCAUCGGUCGCUGGGGUGAAUAUUUAGGGGUUGCAAAACGAUCCAAAACCAGCAACCGCAUUCAUGAGAGUCACACAAAGUGAACUCUGUUUCAUGUUUGGUCUGAACACCACGUUAGAGCCGCAGCUUCAAGGUAAUCUUCACCUGCAUUCCUGCCCAUUAAAGCAACGACACUACACGUGUGCACACAGCGUGGGUACAUCGCUUCCUCUUUAGCAUUCGAGCGUGUAAACAGCUUCACAGAUGACUUUUGGCCAACUUUUGAAUUAUCUUGAAAAGAAAAAAAACAGACGGAGUGAGAGAGAAAAUGUUGUCCUUUAUAACUUUUUGCUGGUACGUGUAAAGAAUAGAGCUCAUCCUGCUUACGGGUAGAAUUCUGUCCUAGUAGCUUUCAUUGCAUGAAGUUAUCUCGUCACAUUUUCUGACUGAGAACAGCUCCUGUGAACAAAGCUUCCUUUAAACGUGCUCGCCAAGCCUCACGGGAGCUGUGCUCGAACAGUU
Neolamprologus brichardi is the source of this 6920-nucleotide messenger RNA. The record is from RefSeq and is a predicted model, not a curated record. Lineage: Eukaryota; Metazoa; Chordata; Actinopteri; Cichliformes; Cichlidae.